AUGGAGGGGUUCCAGCGGCAGGUAAAGCAUCCACCAUGGACGACAGAGGCUCACCACCUUCGACUUCUUCACAACGCGUGCAGCGCCCCCGCUGCCCUUAAGCGGUUCCCUCGCAAUGCAGCGACCGCAAAUGCAGUCGCUGCUGAGGGCUGCAAAAAAACUCCCCCCUCAUGCAACAGGAUGAUCAUUCCCAUUUUCCAGGGACCCUCUCGGAUCGUGGCGUCUGGCUUCUGCGAGCGCGCUCAUCCCGAACGGAUCUCAUCACAGCAACAGCCACUACGGAGCGAGAUGCUGCAGUCAACAGCUAGCUCCCGUAGUCAUGGAUCCCAGCUUUUCCCUCUCCUCACCAGGUCAUGCUCCUCUCCGGAAGUUAACGUGAAGGGCCAAUCAGGCGCGCCUUGUUGUGAUGUGGGACGGGGCUCGUUGCCACCUGUCAAGCAGUCAAAACCAAAGAUCACAACAGGAAAUGUAACUCCUUCUUUCUUUGGAGGCCAAAUCGCUCCACUGCCUCUCUUUGACUCCCGAGCUGCAGCAGCAACUGCUGCCUCGUGCUGUACGCAUGCAGCAACAGCAGACGCUGCCAGCCCGAGGAGGUGGGGCGGGACGACCCUUGUUAGCAACAUCAGUAAGAGGAGUUAUAAAGCUCAAAAUGCUCAUGAAAUCAAUAGACUAUCAAUUCAGCGGCUAAAAGGGAACUUGCAAAAGAAAUGCAAAUUAGGGCCGCUUUGCCCGUGGCAGACAGAUGUGAACUCAACAGGGGAGUACAAGACCGCAGCCGACGCAGCAAGGGGUAGAGAAAACUACUGUGCUUCAACAGCUGCCAUACGUUCCUUACCUGCAGAGGACGAAAAGCCUGCUUCCGUUGCAGCGACACACUUACUGUCUGUUGACAACAACCUUGAGAGAUUCGAAGGAAUGAUUGGCCCGAUUGUUAAGCUUCUAGUGGCCAAGAGUGUUGAGCAGGCUGUUGAGGAGGCAAAGCAGGAGCAACAACUGUUUUCGCUUCACAAGCGAAGGCAAGAACUGUUGCAACAUCAACAGCAGCAGUUGCUUGAGUUGGAGGAGCGCGAAGCACGCAGGCACUUGCAGGCGCAACAAGCUGUACAAAACCAACGCAUUGUGAGGGAACGUGAAACUCAGCUCUGGCGUCAUUUGUGGGUAGCUCACAUCGGCACAACUCUUCUAGACGAAGACUCUUUUGGAAAAGUCGUGGACCAGUUGGAUGAGGAGAGUUUGUUCUUAUCAUCAGCUGACCUCGUUCCAGACGAGUUCCUGGCAGAAGUCUUCAAGGCAGCUUCUGCGGAGCUCAAGAAACGGAAGGUGAGGAGAGGCGCGGCCCUAAAAGUUUAA
Eimeria acervulina is the source of this 1350-nucleotide messenger RNA. RefSeq lists its product as hypothetical. The transcript has 6 exons. Bases 1 to 1350 code for a protein of 449 amino acids. The record is from RefSeq and is a predicted model, not a curated record. NCBI's taxonomy places the organism in Eukaryota, Apicomplexa, Conoidasida, Eucoccidiorida, Eimeriidae.